Messenger RNA from Gadus morhua (Atlantic cod), 2670 nucleotides. It is a transcript of the gene nrip2, whose product is annotated as nuclear receptor interacting protein 2. The record is from RefSeq and is a predicted model, not a curated record. Lineage: Eukaryota; Metazoa; Chordata; Actinopteri; Gadiformes; Gadidae. The annotation marks the transcript as partial. The transcript is spliced from 5 exons.
UUGGCCAACUCAGACACCAUUUGUCAAGUGACUUUGUUCUCACUACUUAUUCGACAUAUUUUGUGGAGUUUUAUUGUCUACAACCUUCAACGAACUCCACACUACAACAAAAAGGGGAAAGGACCAAACGCUGUAGUUUGGUGCUUCUAUUGUGCGGCGAGCAAACUGAGUUGUGUUGAGUCCGCCUCUCUGCUGUGUGUGUUCUGGCAGCAGCCCCACAGCAUCGUCCAGAGGCGGCUGAUGGAGGGGAACGUCCCGCGGCUGCGGCGGGAGGCGCACGACGCCAGCGCCCUGACCCGCUCGCCGCUCGCCGACCACAAGGACGGCGGCGGCGGCGGCGGCGGCGGAGUCGGGGGGGGCGACGGCGGCGAGGAGCAGCGGAGCGAGAGCACGGCCGACGACUCCGCGGAGGAGCGGGAGUCCCCCGAGGAGAGCGAGCGCAGCCUGAGGACCGACGAAGAGGAGGAGGAGGAGGAGGAGGAGGAGACGGAGGAGGAGGACGGCGAGGCCGCCGCCAAGCGGGCGCCGGACCCCGCCAAGACGGGGGAGGGGACGGCGAGCCCACCGCCGCCACUCGCCGCCCUGGUCGUGCAGUGCAAGUGCUGCGAGGGCGACGUCAGAGCCUCCAUCGACACCGGUUGCCAACACAACCACAUCUCCAGCUUCUGCUGCCGGAGACUGGGCUUGGUUCCUGAACAGGGCAGUGCCGGCCCCACAGUGAGGGGGCUUCGACUGCAGCUGGGGACACAGAGGGUCCACUGCUCUGCGUACGUCAAAGAUGAUGAGGUGUCUGAGCUGUGCCUGGGUCUUCAGACGCUGCUGGAACUCAAAUGCUGCGUGGACCUGAGUGGGCGGGUCCUCCGGCUGCAGGGGUCCGGUGAAGAGCUGCCCUUCCAGGUGCCAGUGGCCAUUAGCCAGUGCCGUCAUGACACCAACAAGAACCUGUGAGGAGGUCUGCUCUGGAGGGCGUGGCUCAGCCCUCAUCGUCUGCGAAGCCGGCUUCUGAUUGGCUGAUCGGCCGUGGCCGUGGAGGGGAUUUUUUGCCUGGACUGUCCAAUCACAUCGUCUCACACUGCCAGAUCCUGGAUAAGCCCCUCCCAUGCCUCGCUAUACUCACAAUUGUUUCUUUGAGUUUACAUCAGUUGUAAUUGUUAAUUGUAGAAUUUGUAGAAUUUGCCGAUGUUCACCGGGAUCAUCUUCGUGGUCGUUGCAGUGAUGAUGAUCAUGAUUAUUAUCGUCAUGGUUACCUGUUAAAUAAGUCCAAUUCUACCGGCUCGUCCCCCGACUAUAUGGACAAUCAGAAGAUCGUAUUUCAUGAUUAGUUGUUUCGUUUAGCCGUCGUUCUUGAUCUGGUGCGUUCGUGCUGGUGAUUCAUCCGCGAUUUUGUUGUUUGAUAUAAAAUGAUUUUCACUUCAUGCCACCUUAUUCCAAGACGGGGCAAGACAAUGUAUCGGUAGAAGUUAGGAAGAGAUGUGAACAAUAGGCUUAAGACAUUUUCCCAUUAAUCCAGGUGAAGCACCUCUAUCUCUCUCACUCUGUCUCUACCUCUAUGACUCUCUAUCUCGUCCCUCUUCGUCUAGACCUCUCCCUCUCUGACCUAUAUUUAAUUGAAUUUCCAAAUGUGGAGCAAAUGGCAUAGAGUCACACAAUGGCCUGGAUUAAGAAGUUACUCAUAAAAAGUAUUCAGCCGGACUCUACGGUCGGGGAUUACCAGAACAUUCCAUCUGCAUGACUUUGUAAAGUUUCUGCUUUUGUACGAGUCUGCAUGUUUGUGCGUGUCUGUUUGACGUAGGGAGUGGGGAUGACUGUGGUGUGCGUGUUUGUUGCCGUUAAAAGCGAGGGCUUUUUAUACAUGGCUUGUGUUUCACAUGGGAAAUGACGGGGGAGGGGGGGUGGGGGGCAAACAGAAAACUCCGGUCAAAACAAGCUGCCAAACAUUCGACCCCAGCUGCCUUUCUUCACGUGGGCCAAAAGACCCGUUCUGAGCCACGGUCAGAUUUAGCAUUCGGUCCAACAAUCUUUUUCUUAGGCGUUUUCUUGGCUAAACACACUAUUGCAUUUUCAUAGCUUCUGUUUUGGGGGACAUGAUUUAUUACUAUGUUUCUCUCAUUUUAUAUCCUCAAAAUUUUUCUGUCCUUUGUGUGAUCACAUGACUAUGAUUUUGCUCCUUCCUUAUUGGCUUUCGCAACCGAUCAGAAGCCCGGUCUAGUUCACGUAAUAAACCACAAACAAACGCAAAAAACUAAUGCUCGACAACAGGAGCUACUUCAAUAUACCUUACUGUGCCACCGUCAGGCUCGACUGAUAACAUCGAAAAGUGUGUUGAGUACAUCUGGGGAAGCAUAGUUAUGGUGGGGUUUGAAAAAGGAGUGCCUCCAAACACGCACACGCGCACACCAGAGACGCCUUCGCGUUCCGCUUCAACAACACCCAGGCGCUGUUGUGCGCUUGCUUUGUGCUGGAGUGAUCCUUUUAGUGGUUUUACGCCCAGUUUGUACGCAGGUGUGUCUUACUGAUCAGUUCUCAGUUCCUUGUCGCUGUGCUUUAGUUAACUAUGACGGGGUGGGGUGGGGGGAAAUGAACUGUGGAAAGACAUUUUUAUUUUUGGUGUCAUCUCUCUUCUGGAACAGUAUUUUCUCUGCCUAUUAAAGAAAACAUGUAUUCUGUCUA